AUGUUAUAAACUAAAAUGUUGAUAUCAAUAGGAUGUGGAGAGCACGUCAAAGUGUUCGAAACAUAAGAAGUGGGUAAUAGGCUCUAUAACUAAAUUAUUGAGAAUUAGGCCAACCAUAUAAAAAUCUAAUUGACAAUAUAAAUAUUAACUAAAUUGGAAUUGUAAAAAUAAAUCGAAAUUUAUAUGAGUUAUAUUAAUGGGUAAUAAAUAGUAGAAUCAUAAUUUUUCCUUAAGUUCCUAUAUAUAAUUGGUCAGAGAUCUCUAGAAAAUCUACCUUUUUUCUAUGAAAUUAUAGGAAAUAAUAAUUACCUUUUAAAUUGGUUUCGGCCUCUUGUAACUCUUUUGUCUUUCUUAUUUGGUCAAUCAUAAAAUUCUAUAAUAUUCCUUUCCUUUGAAUAUUAAUCACAUCUACCUAUGAGUAUCUAAAGGCCCCCUCCUUUCAUGUGGUAAGAUAUUAAGUCGUUUUCAUGUGCGUAAUCAACUUUGUUUAAAUCCAAGUCUUUUUAUUUCGUGACAUCUUUAUUAAAAUCGGUGAAUUCAAAUUAUUUUCUAGAAAUUAAACAAAAUAAUCAUUAGUCAUCCAUCCUAUUCAUUUACAAUAUCCAAAAAAUCCAAUUUACAAAAAAAGGUUUUUUAUUAAUUAUUCUAUGUAGAGUCACCAAAGAUAUCAAGAAAUGUUUAAUAAGUGAAUAACACGACUCUUUUGACAUUCUUAUGUAGAAUAAUUAAGUCUCCUACAUUUUUAAUUUUGAUCUCUAUACUAAGUCUUUUCCAAAUAUUUAAGUUUAACUGCCAUUUGUACCUUAAGAAAAAAUAAGUCUUUAUUCUCAUAUAUAUGUUUAUGUUUUAAUAAUACGAUUAAGAAUUAAGGAAUUCAGGACCUAUGUUUUAUUGAAUAAUAUUAAAUAGUUUAAUUUUAUAAUUGAAAAUAGAAUUUAGAAUUUACUAUUAAAAAUCGUUAUACCAGAUAACAUUGUAAUAUCUUAAAAAAAGAGAAUAAUAUUCUUUGAAUUCAUUGGUAUCAAGAGGUUGUGCUGA
This is a messenger RNA of Paramecium tetraurelia, 1038 nucleotides long. RefSeq lists its product as uncharacterized. The transcript has 4 exons. Lineage: Eukaryota; Ciliophora; Oligohymenophorea; Peniculida; Parameciidae. The record is from RefSeq and is a predicted model, not a curated record.